Messenger RNA from Thunnus maccoyii (southern bluefin tuna), 2561 nucleotides. RefSeq names its product homeodomain-interacting protein kinase 2-like. Gene Ontology annotation, molecular function: transcription coactivator activity; SMAD binding; protein tyrosine kinase activity. Lineage: Eukaryota; Metazoa; Chordata; Actinopteri; Scombriformes; Scombridae. The coding region runs from base 287 to 2503 and encodes 738 amino acids. Gene Ontology annotation, cellular component: nucleus; PML body; cytoplasm. Gene Ontology annotation, biological process: peptidyl-serine phosphorylation; smoothened signaling pathway; peptidyl-threonine phosphorylation. The transcript has 9 exons. The record is from RefSeq and is a predicted model, not a curated record.
AGCACAGAGCCCCAACCAAACUCUGUAUGCUUCAGUCUGUAUGUGUUUCUCUUGUUUUCAGAUAAACUUGUUGUUUUUUUAUCACAGAACAUUCUGACAUUCCAGAAAAUGACAGAGUUCUUCUACAGUAUAACAUCAUAGAGCUGCAUUCUAUCAGAACAGGCUUAUGAGUGAGAACUUCAGCCAGAAAUCAUUUCAGUAUCAUCUGUUCAGACAGGAGACACGAGAAACAUAAAGUCAAUCUGCGCUACGCUUCCUUUGAAUUAGCAAAACUUGACAUAGAAACAUGCGAAAGCAUAGAAACAGAAAACGGUCGUCAGCGACCUCAAGAAGAGAGGAAAAGAAAAGAGCACCUGUUAACUCAGAGCUACAACCCAAUGACGUGCUGAGAAGCAGUUGGAGUGAAUACCUGCUUCAGCACUUCAUGUUUGACGGGUUCUUCAGCAGAGUCGCUCGGUGUCAAGACAAAAACACCAAAGACACUGUGGCCCUCAAGAUCUUCAAGAAGAGGAGCGAUGACUCCCAGGAGCCCAACAGAGAGCUGGCCAUGCUGAAAAUGAUCCGUGGUCUUGAUCCGCUCAACGUCGUUCGAUUCUGUGAGAGUUUCGAACACAUGGGGAAGAUGUGUCUUGCAUUUGAAAUGCUGGACAAGAAUCUCCACGAGCUGCUGAAGGAGAGACGCGGCAACCCGCUCUCUCUUCAGCAAAUCAGAUCUAUCACAGAACAGCUGGUCUCUGCACUCGGAGCUUUGAAGACUGUUGGUGUGAUUCAUACAAAUAUCACACCACAAAACAUCAUGCUGGUUAACCAGAAAGAAACUCCCUUCAGAGUCAAACUCAUUGACUUUAGUUCAGCCAUCAAAGCUGCUGAAGUCAAGCGUGGCGUCAUCAUGCAGCCUGUCGCAUACAGGUCUCCUGAAGUGAUUCUGGGUCUUCCCAUCUCAGAGGCUGCAGAUAUGUGGUCUCUGGGUGGUGUUCUGGCAACCCUGUACCUUGGCAGUGUGCCGUUCCCUCAGCGGUGCCAGUAUUACCUGAUGAAGACUAUGGUGCAGACACUGGGUCAGCCGGAGAACCAGGUCCUAGAUGACGGCACCCACACGCUGCUCUAUUUCAGCCAGAACCAGGACUCCACAAAGCCAGCAUGGAGGCUAAAGACGGCUGAUGAGCACAAGGCUGUGACUGGCUUCCCGCCCCAAAAUCACAGAGGCAGCUCAGCAAGGUUCAGCAGCCUGGAUGACCUUGUGAUGCUGUACCCAGAGGGAGAGAAGAUUGAGGAAAGGACAGAGUUUGUUUGCCUGCUGAAGCAGAUGCUGUGUCUGAAUCCUCACAAGAGAAUAACCCCAAGUCAAGCUCUGGGUCACCUGUUUAUAACCAUGAGCCUACGGGGUGACGAUGAUGAUGCCAUCUCUCAUGAGACGGCCUCACCUGCUCUUACAAGUCAUCAAGAGCCACAAGAUGAUGGUGGCUCAGCAGCAGUGGACACAGUUGCCAUCCCGACUACAAGAGAUGGAGACUCUGCUGUGACUGAAUCAAGAGAUAAAGAUUCAGCUGAAAGUCGCUCAAAUGGUAGAGAUCCAGAUGAUGAGCCCUCAGAUGGUGCAGCUGAUGAAGCUGCAGUCACCUCUGCCUCCACAGAUGAAGCAUCUACUGCACCUGUACUGACUGACCUGUAUGACGCUGGUUCAGCUGACAAAGGUCCAGUCACCACAACUCCUGGAGUUUCGACUGCAUCUCCAACAGAUGACUCUGUUGCUGCUGCUGGUGCAGCUGAUGAAGCCUCAGUCACCUCUGUCUCUAUUGAUGAAGCUUCAACAGCAUCUCUCAAGACUGACCUGUAUGACACUGUUUCAGCUGACAAAGGUCCAGUCACUCCAUCUGCAGCUGAAGAGGUUUCAGCUUCACCUCUGACUGCUGACUUGAAUGACGCUGAUUCAAGUGAAGAAGAUUCAGCUGAAAGUCGCUCAAAUGGUAGAGAUCCAGAUGAUGAGCCCUCAGAUGGCGCCGCUGGUGCAGCUGAUGAAGCUGAAAUCACCUCUGCCUCCACAGAUGAAGUAUCUAUUGCACCUGUACCGACUGACCUGUAUGACGCUGUUUCAGCUGACGAAGGUCCAGUCACCACAUCUGCAAGUGAUGGAGCUUUAACUGCACCUCCAAGAAAUGACUCUGAUGCUGCUGCUGGUGCAGCAGAUGAAGCUGCAGUCAACUCUACCUCUAUUGAUGAAGCUUCAACAGCAUCUCUCAAGACUGACCUGUAUGACGCUGUUUCAGCCGACGAAGGUCCAGUCACUGCAUCCUCAGCUGAUGAAGCCUCAGCUACACUUCCAGAGACUGACAAAGAUGAAGCUGGUCCAGCUGAUAAACGUACAGUCAUGGACUCUGAUGGAGUCUCAGCCACCAGCUCUAGAAACAUUCAGAGGAAGCCGCUUAAAAGGAUCAAGAGAUUCUUCGGCAGGAUGUUUAGAGCCCUGUGCUGCUGUUGUUGCUCUGUACAUGUUGAGGAAUAAUUCUAUGUAACUUCAUUUUCUGUGUAAUUUGUCAUUAAAACAUAAAUGCAUAAACAUA